CUCCAGUUAACAAAUGGCCUAUCUAAACUUCACUCCGCAAAAUGUCAGAGUAAUUUAUGAGGUAUUUCUCAGGAAAUAGAUUUUGGCCGGGGGAGGGGGGCGACUCGCACUUGUACGGAACAUCUUGGCAAUUGUUUCUGUGUGACACACGUUUUUUCCUAACGUGUUUGAGUACUUUUCUCAUUGAAAAUUAAUGUUUGUGGGUUAGUAUGAAGGAAAUGGGGUUGAGAUUUUGUUGCUUUACGUUUUCUUGUUUGGGGCAAGAAUCUUUAGGAUUUUAACGAUUAUUCAUAUAUUGGGGAAAAACUAUUUUGAAGACAGUAAAAACAUGGAACAUAUCUUUAUGCUUCUCUAAACUCUUAAAAAAUUUUGGUUGCUAUCAAAGGUGACUUGAAUUCUUCAUCACGUCAUCAUUGCCUAAAGAGACACAAAGAUAUUUUUUUGUUAGGAUUACUUAAUAAAUUAACUUGAUAGCCAUUAUUUGAUAAUUUUCUUUCCUGACUGAAUGCCUUCUGUUUAACAGUUUAAAGUAAUUACUGUUUUUAGUGUUUGGAAAGCAUUAUUUAAAAAUUUGAUUCAACACUGGUAGUCUAUGUGUUAGUAAGCUGCUUUCUGUUAACCCUAAAAAGGAAUCUUCUGGUAGGACAUUGAAAUCGUAACAUUGAACUACCGCAAACAGUGCUGGAUUUGGAAGGUUUUGUCCUAGUUCUGUAUUAGUUCUAGUUUGGAGUUCUAGUACUGGCUCUUCCACUGAGUAGCUGUCUCCUUGGAUGAGAUAACCUAUGAAUGUAACUGUGUGCGAAGUGGAACACCUCUAUCUCAAGAUUGUCCUGUAAGAUUCUAAAGGAAGACUUUCAUUUGGUAAUUUGUUUAAUCAGUGCAAGUGAAAUUAAGAAACAAUGGAUGUAGAAAAUGAGCAGAUACUGAAUGUAAACCCUACAGAUCCUGAUAAUUUGAGUGACUCUCUUUUUUCUGGAGAUGAAGAAAAUACUGGGACUGAGGAGAUAAAGAAUGAAAUAAAUGGAAAUUGGAUUUCAGCAUCCUCCAUUAACGAAGCUAGAAUUAAUGCCAAGGCAAAAAGGCGACUACGGAAAAACUCAUCCCGAGACUCUGGCAGAGGAGAUUCAGUUAGUGAUAAUGGAAGCGAAGCCCUUAGAAGUGGAGUAACUGUGCCAACCAGCCCAAAGGGAAGGUUGCUAGAUAGGCGAUCCAGAUCUGGGAAAGGCAGGGGACUACCAAAGAAAGGUGGUGCAGGAGGUAAAGGUGUUUGGGGUACACCUGGACAGGUAUAUGAUGUAGAGGAAGUAGAUGUGAAAGAUCCUAACUAUGAUGAUGACCAGGAAAACUGUGUUUAUGAAACUGUAGUUUUGCCUUUGGAUGAAAGAGCAUUUGAGAAGACUCUAACACCAAUCAUACAGGAAUAUUUUGAGCAUGGAGAUACUAAUGAAGUUGCGGAAAUGCUGAGAGAUUUAAAUCUUGGUGAAAUGAAAAGUGGAGUACCAGUGUUGGCAGUGUCCUUAGCAUUGGAGGGGAAGGCUAGUCAUAGAGAAAUGACAUCUAAGCUUCUUUCUGACCUUUGUGGGACAGUAAUGAGCACAAAUGAUGUGGAAAAAUCAUUUGAUAAAUUGUUGAAAGAUCUACCUGAAUUAGCACUGGAUACUCCUAGAGCACCACAGUUGGUGGGCCAGUUUAUUGCUAGAGCUGUUGGAGAUGGAAUUUUAUGUAAUACCUAUAUUGAUAGUUACAAAGGAACUGUAGAUUGUGUACAGGCUAGAGCUGCUCUGGAUAAAGCUACCGUGCUGCUGAGUAUGUCUAAAGGUGGAAAGCGUAAAGAUAGUGUAUGGGGCUCUGGAGGCGGGCAGCAACCUGUCAAUCACCUUGUUAAAGAGAUUGAUAUGCUGUUGAAAGAGUAUUUACUGUCUGGGGACAUACCUGAAGCUGAACAUUGCCUUAAGGAACUGGAAGUACCUCAUUUUCACCAUGAGCUUGUAUAUGAAGCUAUUGUAAUGGUUUUAGAGUCAACUGGAGAAAAUACGUUUAAGGUGAUUUUGGAUUUAUUAAAAUCCCUUUGGAAGUCUUCUACCAUUACUGUAGACCAAAUGAAAAGAGGUUAUGAGAGAAUUUAUAAUGAAAUUCCAGACAUUAAUCUGGAUGUCCCACAUUCAUACUCUGUGCUUGAGCGAUUUGUAGAAGAAUGUUUUCAGGCUGGAAUAAUUUCCAAACACCUCAGAGAUCUUUGUCCUUCAAGGGGCAGAAAGCGUUUUGUAAGCGAAGGAGAUGGAGGUCGUCUUAAACCGGAGAGCUACUGAAUAUAAGAACUCUUGCAGUCUUAGAUAUUAUAAAAAUAUAUAUCUGAAUUGUAAGAGUUGUUAGCACAGGUUUUUUUUUUUUUUUAGCACUUGUUUUGGGUACAAGGCAUUUCUGAAAUUUUACAAACUUACAUUUAAGGGGAACUUUUAAAAGAUUUUUUUUUUUUUUGAGGGGGAAAGGAGAGACAGAAAAGUAACUUCUUAAGUGGAAUAUUCUAAUAAGCUACCUUUUGUAAGUGCCAUGUUUAUGACCUAAUCAUUCCAAGUUUUGCAUUGAUGUCUGACUGCCACUCCUUUCUUUCAAGGACAGUGUUUUUUGUAGUAAAAUCACUGGUUUAUACAAAGCUUUAUUUAGGGGGUAAAGUUAAGCUGCUAAAAUACCCCAUGUUGGCUGCUGCUGUUGAAAUACUGUGCUUUGGGAGUUAAAAAAAAAAAAAAGGUUAUUUCUUUGUCUUAAAGAAUUUUUAAAAAAUGAGUUAGUCAUAAGACUUAUUCAUCUUUCCAGGGAACAUAUUGAUUGGUCUUAAAGACUAGACAGUUAAGUAAAUGAAUGGUGGCUGGAACAUCUAUUUUUCUACAAAACUGGAAAAAUGAACUUGGUUUGAGAAGAAUGUACAACAAAAUAAAACAUGUGAAACAGU
Nycticebus coucang (slow loris) is the source of this 2950-nucleotide messenger RNA. RefSeq names its product programmed cell death 4 (gene PDCD4). Gene Ontology annotation, biological process: negative regulation of DNA-templated transcription. The record is from RefSeq and is a predicted model, not a curated record. NCBI's taxonomy places the organism in Eukaryota, Metazoa, Chordata, Mammalia, Primates, Lorisidae. Bases 900 to 2309 code for a protein of 469 amino acids. Gene Ontology annotation, cellular component: cytosol; nucleus. The transcript is spliced from 12 exons.